AUGUUUUUUAUUAAAGACCUUUCGCUUAAUAUUACCCUUCAUCCGUCCUUUUUUGGCCCCCGAAUGAAGCAAUAUCUGAAGACAAAACUAUUGGAAGAGGUUGAAGGUUCGUGUACGGGUAAAUUCGGAUAUAUCCUUUGUGUGCUAGACUACGAUAAUAUAGAUAUUCAACGUGGAAGAAUAUUACCCACCGAUGGGUCGGCUGAAUUUAACGUGAAAUAUAGAGCAGUAGUUUUCAAACCAUUCAAAGGGGAAGUAGUGGACGGUACAGUCGUUUCAUGUUCUCAGCACGGGUUCGAAGUGCAAGUAGGCCCAAUGAAAGUAUUUGUGACAAAGCAUCUGAUGCCUCAAGAUUUGACCUUUAAUGCAGGUUCAAAUCCUCCAUCAUACCAAAGUUCAGAAGAUGUCAUUACAAUAAAAAGUAGAAUUAGAGUUAAAAUUGAAGGUUGUAUUAGUCAAGUGAGUUCCAUCCACGCAAUCGGUAGUAUCAAAGAAGAUUAUUUGGGUGCUAUUUAA
This is a messenger RNA of Saccharomyces paradoxus, 516 nucleotides long. RefSeq names its product DNA-directed RNA polymerase II subunit RPB7 (gene RPB7). The coding region runs from base 1 to 516 and encodes 171 amino acids. Gene Ontology annotation, cellular component: P-body; RNA polymerase II, core complex. Gene Ontology annotation, biological process: positive regulation of translational initiation; positive regulation of nuclear-transcribed mRNA poly(A) tail shortening; transcription initiation at RNA polymerase II promoter. The transcript has a single exon. Gene Ontology annotation, molecular function: translation initiation factor binding; single-stranded DNA binding; single-stranded RNA binding. Lineage: Eukaryota; Fungi; Ascomycota; Saccharomycetes; Saccharomycetales; Saccharomycetaceae. The record is from RefSeq and is a predicted model, not a curated record.